Messenger RNA from Peromyscus maniculatus bairdii (prairie deer mouse), 4734 nucleotides. NCBI's taxonomy places the organism in Eukaryota, Metazoa, Chordata, Mammalia, Rodentia, Cricetidae. The record is from RefSeq and is a predicted model, not a curated record.
GCCGGCCGGGAGGAGGGAGGCGGCGCGCACCGGCCGGGGAGAAGUUUGUUGGCCCGGAACCAAGCGCGCCACCGCGCAAGCCAGCUCCUUUGAAGCAGGCGGGCGAUGAAGCUUAACCUUACCCCAGCGAGGUCUUGGAGGGCUCUGGAGCCGGUCGAGUGGGUGCGCAGGUUACCCACAGGGACUCCAUUGCGUGGGAGGCAGGGGGGGUGAACGCAUGGUAGUGGGUCUCGGGGGACAGUGGACUCGGCAGUAGAAAGGAUCGGACCCAGCUGCUGAAAAUGUGUACUUUUAAUAGAACCAUCCAGGAACUGCGACAGUGGGUGAUGUGAGACCUAGCUCGAGGCUGGGAAAUGGAAGGGUAACAGAAAUAAAUUGUGCUGCCUCCUCCCACCCCAUCACCAAUUCAGAGACUACUUAACUUCCAACCUCUCCUUGGAGAUGAGGGCUGAGGAGUAAAAAGAUGUGAGGGUGGUAGAGGCGCUUUGGAGAAAUUUACAUCUGCCUGCUCCUCACCCCCAAGAAAGCAACACUCCCGCACAAGCCAAGGCCUAGGGUUUGUUCUCUGAGAGAAAGGAAAGAAGGCUGGCUGGAUAAGGGUGGCCUUCAGGUUCUCCCGAGAAGGCCAGCAAAGCUUCAGGGCCCUUUCUAAGUAGAGAGCUCUUCACCAGGCGCCUGCAAAGGAGCAGCUGGGACGUCUACGUGUUUUCAUGGCGCAAACUGUAAUUUCCCAGUCCUGAGACAAACGGACAGGAUUCGCCGAGAGGGAUAAUUGUUCAGGGCACAAAAGAGGAGGUAGCCACCGGGGUUAGAAAACUCAUUCUCCCUCCAGGAGAAAAUGUUGGAAGUGACUGCCAGGUGCUUUCAUGUGGUUUUGACCAGAAUGAUUUCUGCCCGUGUCCUGAAAAAAGAAAUUCGUGAUAAUAGAGCAGGGAGAACGGCUCCAUAUGGACAGAUCUGUGGUCCUUGGUUCCCAUGGUUUCAAGGCACAAUGAAGCACACUGGCUCUUGGAAACUGUGGACUUGGGUGGCAAUGGUCCUGCUUCCUGCUUCCACUUGUGUGACUGUCAGGGACAAGCCAGAAACAACUUGCCCUGUACUGAGAAUGGAGGGAUAUCAAGACAACAGAAACAAACUUGAAGUUUCCGGCUUUGAUCUAGGAGAAAGCUUUGCUCUGAGGCAUGCAUUUUGUGAAGGUGAUAAAACCUGUUUCAAAUUGGGAAGUGCACUUCUUCUCAGAGACACUAGCAAGGUAUUUCCCAAAGGUCUUCCUGAGGAGUACUCUGUAGUGGUCACGUUUCGGGUACGAAGAAGCACCAAGAAGGAACGGUGGUUUUUAUGGCAGAUUUUAAACCAGGAGCAUAUGCCACAGAUUUCUAUAGUGAUUGACGGCACAAAGAAGGUGGUAGAAUUUAUGUUCCGAGGUGCUGAGGGAGAUCUGUUGAACUAUGUUUUUAAGAAUCGAGAACUCCGUCCUCUCUUCGAUCGUCAGUGGCAUAAACUUGGCAUUGGUGUGGAAUCCCGAGUCCUUUCUCUCUACAUGGACUGUAAUUUAAUCGCAAGUCGGCACACAGAAGAAAAGGACUCUGUGGAUUUUCAUGGAAAGACCGUUAUUGCUGCGCGAGCUUCCGAUGGCAAACCCGUGGAUAUUGAACUUCACCAACUCAUAAUCUCGUGCAAUGCAAACUUCUUAGCUGAAGAAUCGUGUUGUGACGUAUCCGCUACUAAGUGUCCCGAGCAAGACAGCUUUGGAAGUACCACUUCAUCAUGGGUGACCAGUCACACUGGUAAAAUAUCUUCAUAUCUGCCAGGAAAGCAGGAACUUAAAGACCCAUGCCAGUGUGUUCCAAACAAGGUGGAAGCAGGAUCACCAGAAACUCUGGGUUCCAUUGGUCAUAAGGGGGACAAAGGAGAGCCGGGUGAAAAUGGCUUACAUGGUAUUCCAGGCUUACUUGGUCAAAAGGGAGAACAAGGACUUGAAGGCAUCAAAGGAGAAAUUGGUGAAAAGGGUUUGAAAGGUGACUUGGGUCCUCAAGGUCCACCUGGCCCAAAAGGAGAAAAGGGUGAUAUGGGACCUCCUGGGCCACCAGCCUCAACUGGCUCCAUAGGGAUACAAGGCCCCCAAGGUCCACCUGGAAAAGAAGGUCAGAGGGGAAGACGAGGGAAAACAGGACCCCCAGGAAACCCAGGACCUCCAGGACCACCAGGACCUCCUGGGUUACAAGGACUGCAACAGACUUUUGGUGGAUAUUUCAACAAGGGAACUGGUGAGCACGGAGCUGGUGGCCCUAAAGGAGAAAAGGGUGACUCUGGGCUGCCAGGAUUUCCAGGGUCUGUUGGCCCUAAAGGGCAAAAAGGAGAACCCGGGGAGCCUUUAACAAAAGGUGAAAAGGGAGAUAGGGGAGAACCCGGUCUAUUUGGACCACAAGGCAUAAAGGGGGAACCUGGAGAUGCUGGUCCCCCUGGUUUAACAGGAAGCCCAGGGCUCAAGGGUCAGCAAGGACCUGCAGGUUCCAUGGGGCCCAGAGGACCACCAGGAGAUGUCGGAUUGCCAGGAGAACAUGGUAUCCCAGGGAAACAAGGCAUUAAAGGAGAGAAGGGAGAUCCUGGUGGAAGGCUAGGCCCUCCUGGACUUCCAGGUCCAAAGGGUGAUGCUGGGCCUCCAGGGAAAAGCCUCCCAGGAAAACCAGGAUUAGACGGAAAUCCUGGAGCACCUGGUCCACGUGGACCAAAGGGUGAAAGAGGACUGCCAGGUAUCCACGGCUCCCCAGGGGACACAGGCCCACCCGGGAUAGGAAUCCCCGGCAGGACAGGCUCCCAAGGACCAGCAGGAGAGCCAGGUAUUCAGGGUCCUCGAGGUCUACCUGGAUUGCCAGGAACUCCGGGGACCCCAGGGAAUGACGGAUCUCCAGGGAGAGAUGGAAAACCAGGCCUCCCAGGCCCCCCAGGUGACCCGAUCGCACUUCCUCUCUUGGGAGACAUUGGCGCCUUGCUGAAGAACUUCUGUGGCAACUGUCAAGCCAAUGUCCCUGGUCUGAAAAGCAGCAAAGGGGAUGCAGGAGGCACCGGGGAACCUGGGAAAUACGACUCUUCUGUCUUCCAGGGCGAUGUAGGGCCACGGGGUCCUCCAGGAGUCCCAGGCAGAGAGGGACCAAAGGGAAGCAAAGGAGAGCGGGGAUACCCUGGAGUUCAUGGGGAGAAAGGCGAUGAGGGUCUUCAAGGAAUUCCUGGCCUCUCAGGAGCUCCUGGCCCAACUGGACCCCCUGGCUUAACAGGAAGAACUGGACACCCUGGUCCCACUGGAGCAAAAGGUGACAAGGGCAGCGAGGGACCCCCUGGGAAACCUGGACCUCCUGGACCCCCUGGUGUCCCAGUCAAUGAAGGAAAUGGCAUGGGCAGUUUAUAUAAAAUCCAGGGAGGAGUGAGUGUUCCCAGUUACCCAGGACCCCCGGGCCCCCCUGGCCCAAAAGGUGAUCCUGGCCCAGUGGGAGAGCCUGGUGCAAUGGGCUUGCCAGGACUGGAAGGAUUUCCUGGUGUAAAGGGAGAUCGAGGCCCAGCAGGUCCCCCAGGAACAGCCGGCAUGUCGGGGAAACCCGGUGCCCCAGGCCCUCCAGGAGUUCCAGGGGAGCCGGGUGAGAGAGGACCUGUUGGAGAUAGAGGUUUUCCUGGACCAGAGGGACCCUCGGGGAUGCCAGGCAUAAAUGGAAAAGAUGGAUUACCAGGUGCUCAGGGCAUCAUGGGUAAACCUGGAGACAGAGGCCCCAAAGGAGAACGCGGUGAUCAGGGGAUUCCAGGAGACAGAGGUCCACAAGGUGAACGUGGAAAACCAGGCCUUAUGGGCAUGAAGGGGGCUAUAGGUCCUGUGGGGCCACCAGGAAGCAAGGGCUCCGUAGGGUCACCAGGCCACCAAGGCCCUCCAGGCUCUCCAGGCAUGCCUGGCACUCCGGCGGAUGCUGUUUCAUUUGAAGAAAUAAAGAAGUACAUUAACCAAGAGGUCCUAAGGAUUUUUGAAGAGAGGAUGGCUGGGUUUCUAUCCCAGCUUAAGCUGCCAGCAGCAAUGUUGUCUGCUCAGGCUCAUGGGAGGCCUGGCCCACCAGGGAAGGACGGGUUACCCGGACCCCCAGGAGACCCAGGACCCCAAGGCUACCGAGGACAGAAGGGAGAAAGAGGUGAACCUGGAAUUGGGCUGCCAGGGAGUCCAGGUCUUCCUGGAUCUUCAGCAGUGGGUUUGCCAGGCUCACCUGGUGCCCCAGGGCCUCAAGGACCCCCAGGACCCAGUGGAAGAUGCAAUCCAGAAGAUUGCCUCCAUCCUAUGACCCCUGCCCAUCAGCAGGGGUAGAAAAUGAAAACUACAGAAGGAGGAAGACUUCAUUCCUGGUGAUAUUGCCAUGCCCUUAGAGCUCUCGAUAUGAGCUUCCCAACCACGUGCUCUCGAGGCUUAUGAUUUCUGGACUGCUUUCCUUUGCUGGGUUUUUUUUUUUUUUUAAUUCUGAUGUUGGGCAGACAUCCAAAGCCACCAUCUGAAUCCUAUUCUGACAGUAAUUGCAAACCAGUAUUUUCAGGUGUUUCCCAACUUCGUUCCGUAUGUUUUGCUUUACUGUGGCUCUGAGUUCUACUCAGUUUCAUGUGAAAAAGGCAAGCAAGCUUGUCACCGCUUCUUCAGAAGUCACAUGACAUGAUUUGGUACCCAGACGACAUACACUUUAUAAACUCAUCUGCAUGAUUAGACUUUGA